AUGAACGAUCUAAUCAAAAUGCGAAUCAUCGAUCGGCCAGUGGAUUCUGAAUUUUGGAUUGUCAUUGUGAAAACGUGGGAGCGGUACCUCCACAGAAACAACCAGCUUAAACUCUCCAUUGUCCUCCUUAAUCUGAAGUUGUCUUCUCUUCUGGACAAAUGGGAGCGAUUGGCCCUCGAAAGCGGUGUCAAAGGCAUUGAUUUAAGCGUUGUCGCACUUGGUGUUAAAGAAGAGCUUCAUCUCACGGACAUCCAUAUAGAUGAGCAUGUGUUCAGUGAGCUUGUCUAUUCUUGUCCUUCAAUGGAGAAUCUAUCUGAAAUAUGUGAUGGGCAGGCAUGGCAAUACUAUUGGAAGGGAUCAAGAUUUGUGUCUUGA
Messenger RNA from Dovyalis caffra, 375 nucleotides. The record is from the annotation of a GenBank genome assembly. Lineage: Eukaryota; Viridiplantae; Streptophyta; Magnoliopsida; Malpighiales; Salicaceae.